AUGCAGCUCAUCAGACUGGUAGAUGUCAAGACCAUCUGCAGAUGUACUUUGCCUGUUUCUCUUUCAGUUUCCUGUAACCUGGCUGUCUUCUAUCAUGAUCCCAUUCAUGACAAUGUCAACUGCCUCCAUAUCCACUGUCCAACUUUGGAGAGCUGCAUAUUAGAGCCUGGAACCAGUGCCAUUUUAUACAACAUAACAGAAGGUAGAGAUCCAGAUUUGCUGGUUUUUGAACAAUCACCUCCCUCAUAUCUAAAUACCCGUUCUUCAUCUAAUAGAUGGAACAGAUCAAGGAUUCUAAAAGCUAUGAAUUUGGAUAAACAACAAUCCACCAUGAUAAACCACUUGCUGCCAACAACAGAGGCUCCAUCAUCAACCACUCAUCAAGAUUUGGUUGCAAACAGAAACAAUAGCAGUUAUUCCAAGGAAUUAACCAAAGAUCUGGGGGCAAGAUUCAUUUCCCUGAAUGAGUCCAUUACCACAAAGGUAAAUAUGGCAUCACCAAGUACUGACUUCCUAAACAAUCCAGAUAACAAGACUAUUUCUCCUUUCUUCAUACCCGUAGACACAAAACUUUCUCAUAUGCCUGUUCCAUCCCGACUCAACAGUAGCAAACAAUUACUGAACAAAACCAAGGGAUACAACAGCAGAAACCACACAUCUGAGAAUGAAGAUGGGACACUUGAUGGGGCACCUGUGACUUCAAAGACCUGGCUGGCUCCUGUGGCCCUUUGUACCUCUGUCAUUGUUCUUUGCUGUUGUAUGGUCAUCCUGACAUCUGGAUGCUGUCGAAAACAGCAGGGCCAGUAUAAACUAGGACACAGAAAGUCAGUAUCCAGGCAAACUAAAAAAUGUAACACUCUGUAG
Messenger RNA from Galeopterus variegatus (Sunda flying lemur), 864 nucleotides. It is a transcript of the gene MANSC4, whose product is annotated as MANSC domain containing 4. Bases 1 to 864 code for a protein of 287 amino acids. The record is from RefSeq and is a predicted model, not a curated record. Lineage: Eukaryota; Metazoa; Chordata; Mammalia; Dermoptera; Cynocephalidae. The transcript is spliced from 2 exons.